This is a messenger RNA of Aaosphaeria arxii CBS 175.79, 4362 nucleotides long. RefSeq names its product putative histidine kinase HHK14p. Lineage: Eukaryota; Fungi; Ascomycota; Dothideomycetes; Pleosporales. Gene Ontology annotation, biological process: phosphorylation; phosphorelay signal transduction system. Bases 200 to 4003 code for a protein of 1267 amino acids. The record is from RefSeq and is a predicted model, not a curated record. Gene Ontology annotation, molecular function: phosphorelay sensor kinase activity. The transcript is spliced from 3 exons.
ACUCAUUCUCUCAAUCAUCGUGUGUCGUUAUGACCCGCUAGAUCUGCGAUUGCGACUACUGGACUGUGACCGUGACCACAAUCUACAGCAUGACGCAAUGGCUCGGUGACUUGUGAGAUAGAAAAUCGGGAUCCUUGUGCACGUGUAUGCAUUGACAUAAACAAUACCUCAAGGUCCUGUGGCCUUUAUCGGGCCAAACAUGGAGGCCGUCGACAUUCGCCAGCUCUACGAUAGCGAUCCCAGGCUUACUUUCAUCGUCGACUGUCAUGAACGACCCGCCUCGAUAUGUCACGUCAAUUCGGCCUUGGUCGCCAUUGCCCCCAUCGCCUCAUCAAUCCAUGUUCACAACGCCUUCCGAGACUGGUGGCACCCAGAUAGCAGGGCUCCCACACGAGAACAAUCAACGUUCUUGCAUGGAAGACUGCGCUGGUCCAAAUUCCUGGCCUGCCAACGAUGGCUCGUGGUGACUGCGUCCGAAAAGAAGGAGCCCCCUCUCGACAAGUUGCAUCCAUCCCCAAACCCCGGCUCCGUUCCAACGCCACAGCAAUCCAAUUCCCUGACAUGCCCAACGGAGACGAUCUUUUCGGUCAAGAUUCAGUCGCCCGCUCUUCGUGAGCACAUCGAUUACAUCCGAAACAUCGACUGGGCAGCGACCUCGUUGGGUCCGAUUGAUCAGUGGGGCUAUGAGUUGAGCUUCCUUGUCACGACGCUCAUGCUCGAGACGCGGCCUGGCGCUUUGUUUCUGGGGCCUGAGCACAUCAUCAUCUAUAACCUUGCUUACGCUGGCGUAAGCGGGAGACGACAUCCCCAAAUCUUAGGCCGGAGCAUAAUAGACGCAUGGCCUGAAGUAGCGGACCCCGUCAAUGCUACCGUUGAGCGCACGCGGGGCGCGGAAUUCAUCGACGCGCCGGAAGAAGAAUAUCAUUUUAUGGUUGAGCGGUACGGCUAUGUUGAGGAGGCUUUCUUCAUGUGGGGUCUGGUCCCCCUCGUUGGUCCGAUUGAUGGGUUGUAUUCUAUCGUCACGGAAGUCACCAAGCAGAGAUUGCUCGAGCGGCGUGUGAACGCAUUGUUGCGAGUAGGACAAUUGACGAGCACCGCAAGAGAUGCUGAGACUUUCUGGACGGCUAUUCACGAAUCUGUCAAGCCGUAUGAGUAUGACUUCCCGACUGCGAUACUCUAUUCCACCUUUGAACUCGAUACCACCAGCUCAGUUAGCUCCUUUAGAAGUACGCCCAAAACUUGCAAUCUUGAAUGGACGAUUGGAUAUCGAAAGGACCACCCCUCCAUUCCGAAGACACUAGAUCUAGAGCAAGAUGAGGGCCUAGCGCGUGCGCUGUCAUACAGUUCCAAGAGAGAAUCUGCCAGUCUCUUCCGGAAAGAAGAUGGCAUUUUGCCGAAUGAUAUCUUUGACGAUGUAGAGAAGAGAGCUUUUGGAGAUCCUGGCAUUGCCCUCAUUGUCAUCCCUCUGCGGAUCAGCGACGACACUGUUUCUGGCUAUUUAUGCGUCGGAUUGAAUACGCGUCGACCAUUUGACGAGGAGUAUCAAGAUUGGAUCCAGGUUUACUCCAAUUUACUCGGAGCUUCGGCGGGCUCUGUUGCGCUCCAUGAAGAGGAAGCAAGGGGUCGUAAACGCGCGAUCGAGCAGGCGACGAAGGAUCGUGAGGUGCUCAACGCAGAGGUCGCGGUGCUCACGCAAGAGGCAAACGAUGUCGCAGAGAGGUUGCAGAAUUUCCACGAUGUUGCGAAUAGGGUUGGACUUGGGUACUUCGAGUUUGAUGUGAAUGGAAAAUUGGUCCAUGCUAACGAUGCGUAUUUCCUUCAAAGUGGCUAUCCGACAGAUCCUAAUGCCCCAGAAUUUACAUUCGUCGAGCGAGUCUACCCUCCAGAUAUCGAGAAGACCAUGGCUCAGUGGCACACCCUCGUCGCUGGCAAUCCAGUCAAAUUCGAAAUGCGAUGGAAGCGGAAUCCUGACAAGGAAAGUGGGAGCGAAGAAGAUACAAGAGACUAUCUUUGGAUUCUGUCUGCUUGCGUACCCAUCAAGUCCGAAGACGGUACCGUAAUCGGAAUUUCAGGCUGCAAUACAGAUGUUUCUGCACAGAAAGAAGCAACACGAGCGGCACUACUGCGUGUGGAGGCAGAGCGACGCUUAGCAAGCUUUACUGAACUCGCGCCCAUCGGAUUCUAUUAUCUCAAUCCCACUUUGGAAAUGCAGUAUUGUAACGACAAGUGGUUCGAGAUCACUGGCCAUCCGAAGGUACCAAAUGAUCAAAUCCAGUGGCCAGAUGUCAUUCUUCCGGAAGAUAUAGAGACCAUAUAUAAGGACGUAGAGAUCAUACUGCGCGAGAAGAGGCCGCAUGCCUUCUCUUUCCGGCUGAAAAAAUCAUGGGUUGGACCUGAUGGAUUUUCGAGCCCCACCUGGAUAUUGGCAACUGCCACGGCCGAAGUGGACGAAGAAGGAAAUUCAAAGUCCAUUAUCGGUACGCUGACAGAUAUUUCGAAUCUAAAGUGGGCCGAAACCAUCCAAAAGAUUAGGGUCGAGGAAGCUCUAGAGUCCAAGAGGCAGCAGGAGAAUUUUAUCGACAUGACUAGCCAUGAGAUGCGUAACCCUCUCAGCGCGAUGGUACAAUGCGCCGAUUCAGUUUCGUCCUCACUGGGUGAGAUGCUAGAUAUUAUUCGGGAGGACGGAACGCUCGUGUGCAAGUUGAAAGACCUGAUCGAUUCGAGCCUGGAAGCGAUAGAUACCAUCCAGACAUGUGCCACACACCAAAAGCGUAUCGUCGACGACAUCCUCACGCUUUCGAAGCUGGAUUCAAAACUUCUGAUCAUAAGCCCAAUAGCAAUACAGCCAUCAGUUCUACUUCAGGACACCUUGAAAAUGUUCAAGGGCGAAGCUCAUAAGGCCGGUGUCAGCCUCGAGGUCCAGACCGAAGCAUCGGUGGCCGACAUGGGAAUUGACUGGGCAAUCCUAGACCCAAGUCGUGUCCUUCAGGUUCUGAUCAAUCUCAUUACGAACGCUAUCAAGUUCACACAGGACCAAUCUUUACGGAACGUUGAGGUCAUCAUGGGUGCUUCAAAGGGCCCCGACAAACGGCCAGGAAUUGAAUAUGUCCCUCAAGAAGCGUUGAGAGAGGAUUUCCUACAGCAGGACGAAUGUGAGGGUGGUGAUAUAUUCUAUUUACAUUUCAUGGUGCGAGAUACGGGGUGCGGUCUUACUCCUGACCACAAGGCCAAGCUUUUCAUGCGGUUCUCGCAGGCAACACCCAAAACGCACGUACAAUAUGGAGGUUCCGGCCUCGGUUUGUUCAUCUCUCGUGAACUCACGGAAAUGCAGGGUGGCAGCAUUGGCGUCCACUCCUCGCAAGAUGAAGGAUCCACAUUCACAUUCUAUAUCAAAUCCCGCCGUGCGAAUGCUCCUCACAGGUACGAUGCAAGAAAUUCAAGGAAUGCAACGAAAAGCGCAGGUGGUCUUCCCACCCGUACCAAAGCAGAUCACACGAAGAAUGUCACAGCCUCUUCGUCGAGACAGACAGCAACACCAUCACCACCGCCUCCGCCUCUCUCGCCACCCGUAACCGCCUACCACAUCCUUAUAGUAGAAGAUAAUCUGAUAAACCAACGAGUCCUUAGCACGCAACUGAAGAAACGUGGGUGCUCGAUCCAGGUCGCCAACCACGGCGCGGAAGCACUGGCCGAGCUGUCCAAAACGUCAUUCUGGAAGUCGCCCACCACCGACUCCCCGCUCAACCUCUCGGUCGUGCUCAUGGACGUCGAAAUGCCUGUCAUGGAUGGACUGACGUGCGCGAAGAGGAUAAGAGAACUCCAAGAGAGCGGCGAGAUCGUCGGACACGUUCCCAUCAUUGCGGUCAGCGCCAACGCGAGGAGAGAACAGGUCGAGCAGGCGAGGAUGGUGGGGAUGGAUGACGCUAUCAGUAAGCCGUUCAGGAUUCCGGAGUUGAUGACCAAGAUCAGGAAGUUAGUUGGAGGCGUUGAUGGGUUGAAUUAGGACUGAAGCUUAAUUUGACUUUGUGGUUGGGUGUAGGUGUGCGGUGCUUUCAGCGACAUUGCAUCGGGUGACUGCGUUAGAGGUGCUUAUCUAUGGCAAGAAGCGUCUCUCUUGUUGGGCUCGAGCGACAGCAUCUAUAGAAUCAAGAAAGGCAGCUAUGAGCGAAGAAUGGAGUUUAUAGACAUAUGCAUAUUUGCAUACAGCAUGGCGGGUCUGGCGCAACCAUUUGUAGAUCAAUCUUUGGUUAUGUUGAGCAGAAGUAGAUGUAGCUUGGGCACAAUCAUAGAAGGAAUCUGUCGACUACUAUUAUAGAAGUCUAUUCUAGACAACAUACAAGUAUACGGCAAUGAGACAACAAG